Messenger RNA from Rana temporaria (common frog), 1782 nucleotides. RefSeq names its product solute carrier family 66 member 2-like. Bases 199 to 915 code for a protein of 238 amino acids. NCBI's taxonomy places the organism in Eukaryota, Metazoa, Chordata, Amphibia, Anura, Ranidae. Gene Ontology annotation, biological process: phospholipid translocation; retrograde transport, endosome to Golgi. The transcript has 5 exons. The record is from RefSeq and is a predicted model, not a curated record. Gene Ontology annotation, cellular component: trans-Golgi network; endosome.
UAUUUAGUCAAAGUCAUUGGAGGAGAAUCCUGUGUGUGUAGCUGACAUAACAACCCCUCCGUGAGGGAACGCCAUGGAUAUUCAGCAAUCAGUGGUGUCAUUCCGAUGGGAAAUAUUCCUUAUUUAUGAGGUGUCUGCAAUGGAACCUUCUGAGCCAGAACAAUGAGAAAUCUCCAUGUCAGGUGCUCCGUCUAGAGGAUGAUGGACGCGGAUGGCGAUGGCGGAUGGCUCCUCCUCUCUUGGGUCUCGUCCUGUCUCAUGGUGGUCGGAGGCAUCGUCCCGUACAUCCCCCAGUAUCAGGAAAUUAAGAGGACCUCCAACACAGAGGGCUUCUCCACCUGGGUCUGUCUGGUUCUGCUGGUGGCCAAUAUCCUCCGCAUAUUCUUCUGGUUUGGGAAAUACUUUGAGUUCCCGCUACUACUUCAGAGUGUUCUCAUGAUCGGCGCCAUGUUGGCCAUUCUGAACCUGUGCUGCUCUACUCAGUCUUCAAACCGUGUUUCCACCAAACAACGCUCCUUUACAGAUUUCCAGCAGAAGGACUUCUGGAAUUGGAGCAGGUUUGAGGAUUAUGUGCAAUUCUGCCUGGCGUUGGUGGUGUGCGGCGCUAUUGUCACCUACGUCCUCAUUGAUGUCCCCGUCUUCAUGGAGGGAGUUGGCCUGCUGGCUCUGAUGACGGAGGCGAUGCUAGGACUCCCCCAGUUCCUGCAGAACAGGAAGAACCAAUCUACCCGGGGGAUGAGUGUGAAGAUGGUUCUGCUCUGGAUGGCCGGUGAUUGCUUCAAGACCACCUACUUCAUCAUAAAGGAGACCCCCGCCCAAUUCUGGCUGUGCGGGGCCCUGCAGAUCGGUCUGGACAUGGCGAUCCUCUCUCAGGUGUAUCACUAUAAGCAGACAACUCACACCAAAUUCGGGUGACCGCUCAGCCAAUCACAAGCAGCAAAGAAAAUGACUUUGUACUGCCCGCCAUGUCAUCCCUGAGACUUCCUUCUGCUGGAGAACCACAAAUACCAGCCGGCCUUGGCAGCUGGAGGCCAAGAUCUGAGAUUUCCCAACUCUUGGGGGUCCACGGAUGGUCCAUACAUGAAGUAUUAAGACACCGCCAUUGACACGGGAACAAAGAUCUAUGUGUGACAUCUCCACGGCCUAUGUCAGCCUCUCUCCACGCUCCAGCCUCCUGACCUCCACCUCUCACAGGUCUCAGUGUUGUGGAGCAGAUGGAGGCAGUAUAGACGUAUGGAAAAUAUGAUUUUUUUUUGUACCUUCUAUUUAAUUUCUGUCUCUGAGCUGCAUGAAGUCAGUACUGUGAGCACUGCAUGCUUAGGCGUGUGCAGGGGGUGUGCCAGGUGUGCCUGGGCACACCCUAAUCACUGUGCAUUGCCAAUUCCCCCUACUGCCCAGGGUUUCCUCAAUGCUUUGCCCCCCACAGUACUACUGGUUUCUUUCCUCUCCUCUCCCCCAGGCUGUUACAGGGGUUUUCUCAGGAUGGAGAGCAGGGGAAGGGGCUAGCCAAUGGGUGCUCAACCUGUGGCCCUCCAGCUGUUGCGGAACUCCAAGUCCUAUGAGAUAUUGCAAGCUGCGGUCAGUUACAAGCAUGACUCCCAAAGGCAGAGGAAUGAUGGGACUGUAGUUUCCGCAACAACUUGAGGGCCACAGGUUGAGCACCCACGGGCUAGUCAAUAUGUCAUUUACUGGCCCCUUCCUUUUCUUUUUUUUCCCCAUAUUCAUUCUUUAUUCAUUUUUUUUUUCCAAUAUUAACACUUCAUUAAAAAUAAGGAAAUAGAA